CUUGAGCAUCUAAGAGCUAACUGAUAUUAUUCUCAGUUUUUAAGUGUUGUUGUUUCAUUUCUACAGAGGAUAUUUUUUCUCAGCUAUCUUAAAAAUUAACGUUAGAAAUAUGAGUUUAUGGAGUUUAUGGUUUCUGAUAACCAGUACUGUUAUUUUUAUUGGUUUUAUUGAAUCUGAAUCACCUGAACUCCCACAAGAGAGACAAGUAGUGGCAUUUUUUGAUAGAUCUUCGUCUUUUGGAAAAAUAAACAGAAAAGGAGUUUUCAAUUUUCCUUUUGUAUGUAUUCAAACUCCGCAAAAAACUGUUGAAAAAAUUCGUUUCGAAUUGAAAACUUCGGAAGAAAAUCUUUUUGUGAAAACAAUUAAGUGCGCUGAAUCGACAGAAAGCAAGAGACAUAAACUAAGAGUCAAGUUACCGGCCGGUUACAUUUUCAACUAUGAUUACUACCAGGAAUGGAUGAUUUUCGAGGACUCAAUUAGCGCUGUGCUUUCAGUAACCUUCAAAAAUCAACUGGCAUUGGUGAAGCAGGAUUCUAUCAAGAUACUUCUCAAACCAGUCUACCAGCGUCCCUUCAGACCUCCAGAUGAGUGCCUCACCUUCUUCGGGAGACUCUUGUUGUCCGAGGAUCGAGCCACGAUUCCAUCCUGUCCUCUAGACAAUGACGUCAUUGAGAUGAUUGGGAACAGACCUGUGGUGUUCACGGCGAAGCAUUUCGGCGUAGUCAAGAAACUGCCGGUUGUUGGGAACCCCAAAUUGGUUGCAGAUUUCGCAGAGAGGAACAAUCUGUUGUCUGAGUUGUCUGUCAGCUUCGACAUCUAUCUCCUUGGCUACCCUGGGAGAGGUCUCCUGCAGAGCAUCUUCCACCAGAUGACUAUUGGAGGAUUCAUUCGAUCUUCAGCGCCUCUUGUGUUUCUUGAGCCAAACGGCGAUGUGAGAGUUGAAAUUUUACAAGCGAGGGGCCAAACCCAGUCCUUCAUUGCCCACACUAACUUACGACUGAGCUCGUGGUAUCACCUCACACUCACUAUAGACGCGAGAGCAGUGGGGACACUCUAUGUGUGCAAGUACGAUCAACCAGAAAACUCACCGCUGAAAAAAUGUCUCGAAUACGUCUUCCAAUUCAAACAAGCAAUGCAAUACAACCCAUACGUGAACAGCUUUGUGGUCGGAGGAAGUAUGAAACAUCAAUCAGUUUCGGGCUUUAUUUGCAAUUUCAACGUGCACCUAAACCGAAUUGUCACAGUGCCGAAGCGAAGAACAAAGCAAUCCGAAAUUAUGACUCAGCUGGUUGAUUUAGAAAUAGCAAAAUUCGAUACGCAUUGUCUCACAUUUCUCGACAAAGGCUGA
This is a messenger RNA of Symsagittifera roscoffensis, 1348 nucleotides long. RefSeq names its product protein sel-1 homolog 3-like. The record is from RefSeq and is a predicted model, not a curated record. The coding region runs from base 110 to 1348 and encodes 412 amino acids. The transcript has 5 exons. Lineage: Eukaryota; Metazoa; Xenacoelomorpha; Acoela; Convolutidae.